AUGUUCAAUCCCGACCCGAAGAAGCCUAUCGGAGGCAACAUCAUUGCUCACGCCUCGACUACCCGUAUCAGUCUAAAAAAGGGUCGCGGCGAGACCAGAAUUGCCAAAAUUUACGACUCCCCUUGUCUGCCCGAAAGUGACUGCCUAUUCGCCAUCAGCGAGGAGGGAAUAUGCGACCCUUCGCCGAAGGACGUUGAGAAGAUGAGCAACUAG
Messenger RNA from Cryphonectria parasitica EP155, 213 nucleotides. RefSeq lists its product as uncharacterized. Gene Ontology annotation, biological process: DNA recombinase assembly; DNA strand invasion; mitotic recombination. NCBI's taxonomy places the organism in Eukaryota, Fungi, Ascomycota, Sordariomycetes, Diaporthales, Cryphonectriaceae. Gene Ontology annotation, cellular component: condensed nuclear chromosome. Gene Ontology annotation, molecular function: ATP binding; double-stranded DNA binding; DNA strand exchange activity. The transcript has a single exon. Bases 1 to 213 code for a protein of 70 amino acids. The record is from RefSeq and is a predicted model, not a curated record.